Messenger RNA from Lentinula edodes (shiitake mushroom), 1473 nucleotides. RefSeq names its product esterase 1. The coding region runs from base 1 to 1473 and encodes 490 amino acids. The record is from RefSeq and is a predicted model, not a curated record. The transcript has 11 exons. NCBI's taxonomy places the organism in Eukaryota, Fungi, Basidiomycota, Agaricomycetes, Agaricales, Omphalotaceae.
AUGCCUCCAGUGUUAAAAAUGAGCCUUGACGCCACCACAUUCGAUGCUAGCAAUUUUGGAUCUUCGUGCUUGCAGCCAGGCAUUCCUAUCGCUGAGCUCUCAGAAGAUUGUUUGACGAUAAAUGUUUUCCGGCCGUCUGGUGUAGAUCCAAACGCUUCACUCCCGGUUAUGUUCUGGACGUACGGCGGGGGCUUUAUAGAAGGAUCUUCGGCUCAGUUCAACGCAAGUGCAAUCGUAGCCCAAAGUGUCGUCCGGGGGACCCCCAUCGUUUACGUGAAUUUUAAUUACCGCCUUGGACCCUUGGGAUUCCCUCAAGGACAAGAGGCAGCGGAUCGCAAAGUCUUGAAUUUAGCACUGCACGAUCAGAUCGCGGCUUUGACAUGGGUUCAAGAAAAUAUUGGUGCCUUUGGUGGGGAUAAGAACAAAGUCACAGUAUUUGGAGAAAGUGCAGGAGCAAUUAUGACCGCCGUCCAGCUCUUGAAUCCUUCGUUUUCAAAGUUUGCAAGAGCAGCGAUUAUUGAAUCAGGUUCAGCUGCAAGUGCUUUAACGUUCGACGCGCAACACCGACAGGUGGAUUGGGAUAAUUUUGUCGCAGGAGUCCCUGGAUGUGUGGAACUCUCGGAAACAGGAAACACAUUUAACUGUUUACAUUCUGUUAAUACUACAGCCAUUCUUAGUGGUCUACUCAUCGCCCAAAGUGAAGUACCGGAGCUGUUUCCAUGGAGUCCUACUAUUGAUGGGGAAGGUGGGUUUAUGCCAGAACUCCCCUCGUUACGGUUCGCGAACGGGACGUUUGCCAAAAUACCAUUCAUUUCUGGAACAAACUUGGAUGAGGGAACAGUCUUUAUUCCCCCCACUAAUAACUAUACUGCGGAGCUUAUCACGGAAUUCAUCAUAGCCAACUAUUCUCCUCCAGUUGUUCCCACUGUUUCAGAAAGUCAGUUGGAAAACGCGACAGCGCGCUUGCUGGAAUUAUAUCCGGAUGUUCCUGCUCUUGGUUCGCCGUUCAAUACCGGAAACGACACAUUUGGGCUCAGUCCUGGAUUUAAAAGAAUCUGUGCUUUAUUCGAUGACCUUAACUUUCUGUCUCAGCGAAGGCUAUGGAUACAAACAGCGAGUAAUGCAGGCGUGAAGACGUUCGGUUACCUGUUCACGCAGCCACAACCCACUAAUCCAGCUUACCUUGGAGUCUCUCAUGCGUCAGAAAUUCCAUUCGUUUAUGGGGCACCGCCAAACGCAACUACUUCUGCGACUGGAUUGAGCGAGAUGAUGAUUGAUUACUGGGUUUCGUUUGCUACAAGCCUGAAUCCGAACGAUGGAAAAGGCAUUGCCCGUCCUACAUGGGAGCAGUAUACUCCUCAGAACCAAGCUGUCAUACAAUUAAACGGAGACAAUACGACUAUGAUCCCGGAUGAUUAUCGCAAAGCAGGAAUUGACUUUAUUAAUUCAACGCCACUAAUCUUUCACCAUUGA